Molecule: messenger RNA, 811 nt
Organism: Lolium perenne
Lineage: Eukaryota; Viridiplantae; Streptophyta; Magnoliopsida; Poales; Poaceae
Source: RefSeq, a predicted model, not a curated record
CCGCUCCUUCUCAGUUUACUCCAAGCAAGCUUGACUACCAAAACCGCCGCCCUCAAAGCCUCAAACCAACAGCUCUCUGACCUCAGCUAGCAAUUCUAAUGGCGACGGCAGCUACCAGUCGGCCCAGCGGUCCGGUCCUCUCGAUUCCCAACCACGGCUGCGCCUCCCCCAACCGCGUCAAGCUUGCCGCCGCCGUCGGCGCCCGCUCGCCGGGCAAGUCCGUCCGCGCCUCCUCGCCAUCCGCCGGCAGGAGCCGUCAGUCCUGCAUGUGCUCCCCGACGAACCACCCCGGCUCGUUUCGCUGCAGCAAGCACAAGGCGUGCAAGCAGGAGGCUCCGGCCGGCCACCGCAAGCCCGCCUCCCCGCCUUCAGCCAGCGGCGCCUGCAAGCAGGGGACGAAGCGCACUGGAAGCGCGCUGGUGCUGGUCGGCGGCGGCGCCGUGGAGAGCGGGACGUGGGCGCGCAGGGCGCUCGCGCCGUCCCCGCAGUCGCAGAGCCGGCGGCGCACUGCCGGCUGCUUCCGGCCCCGGACCACCCGCCUCUCCGCCGUCUCCUUCGCUGGGGACCGUGCCGGCGACAACCGCCGGUGAACAUGCCAUAGCCGUAGCAAGAUAAUACUAGUAAGUACGUACUGAGGAUAGGAAAGAAAUUGAGGAGAAAUUCUCUCCGUCCGCUGUAAGUAAUUAGCCGGUGGUAGACUGGAAUUUUUUAUCCAGCCGGUCCCCGAUGUGCGCAUAGAUAGCAGAGUUCGUCGUCCUUCCUGUAUUGGUUCUGGAUAUAUAAAUGAGUGAGAAAUGGAGACAUUUGGAUA